This is a messenger RNA of Lachancea mirantina, 1428 nucleotides long. NCBI's taxonomy places the organism in Eukaryota, Fungi, Ascomycota, Saccharomycetes, Saccharomycetales, Saccharomycetaceae. The record is from the annotation of a GenBank genome assembly.
AUGUCGGAGGAGUACCUAAUCAAGCCUGAAAAUGUCGGCCCAAGUACCGAUGCAAGUGAAUGGCCUUUGCUUUUGAAAAACUACGACAAGCUUUUGGUUAGAAGUGGUCAUUAUACACCAAUUCCAGCAGGGUCAUCUCCACACAAACGUGACUUGAAAUCGUAUGUGAGCUCCGGUGUGAUCAACUUGGACAAACCUUCGAAUCCCUCAUCUCACGAAGUCGUCGCCUGGGUUAAACGUAUUUUGAGAUGCGAAAAGACUGGUCAUUCUGGUACUCUGGACCCAAAGGUCACGGGCUGUUUGAUUGUGUGCGUUGACAGAGCGACCAGACUGGUGAAAUCUCAACAGGGUGCUGGUAAGGAGUACGUCUGUGUGGUUAGAUUGCACGAUGCGGUCAAAGACGAGAAAGAAGUCGCCAAGGGUCUUGAAAACUUGACCGGUGCUUUGUUCCAAAGACCUCCUCUGAUCUCUGCCGUUAAGCGUCAGCUUCGUGUGCGUACCAUUUACGACUCCAAUUUGAUCGAAUUCGAUGCGGGCAGAAACCUGGGUGUCUUCUGGGCUUCUUGUGAGGCCGGUACUUAUAUGCGUACCCUCUGUGUUCAUUUGGGUAUGCUCAUGGGUGUUGGUGGUCAUAUGCAGGAACUACGUCGUGUUCGUUCCGGUGCCUUGUCCGAAAACGACGAACUCAUGACUCUUCACGAUGUGCUCGAUGCCCAAUGGGUAUACGACAACACAAGAGACGAGUCGUACCUAAGAAAAGUUAUCCAACCUUUGGAAACUUUGCUUGUCGGCUACAAGAGAAUCGUCGUUAAGGACUCCGCGGUCAAUGCGGUCUGUUACGGUGCCAAGCUCAUGAUUCCUGGUCUUUUACGCUACGAAGAAGGUAUCGAACUUUACGACGAAGUUGUUCUAAUAACCACUAAAGGUGAGGCCAUCGCUGUGGCCAUUGCUCAAAUGUCCACUGUCGAUUUGGCUUCCUGUGACCAUGGUGUUGUUGCCAAGGUCAAACGUUGCAUUAUGGAAAGAGAUUUAUACCCCAGAAGGUGGGGUUUGGGUCCAAUUGCCCAAAAGAAGAAGCAAAUGAAGGCUGAUGGUAAGUUGGACAAAUACGGUAGAACCAACGAGAAUACUCCAGAGGACUGGAAGAAAUCUUAUGUCAGUCUUGACAACGCCGAAGUCGCCGUGAAUGCUGCUCCAUCUACCGAGGAAACCAAGGCUCCAUUGGUACAAGAAGUCGAAGUUACCGAAGUCGAAGAAACCGUUACGGAAGAACCUGAAAAGGAGACCGAAGAAAAGAAGGAAAAGAAGGACAAGAAGGAAAAGAAGGACAAGAAGGACAAGAAGGACAAGAAGGAGAAAAAGGAGAAAAAGAGAAAGUCUGAAGAAGAUGACUCCUCCGAAAAGAAGAAGAAGAAGUCCAAGAAAUAG